Zingiber officinale is the source of this 2313-nucleotide messenger RNA. Its product is annotated as growth-regulating factor 6-like. Lineage: Eukaryota; Viridiplantae; Streptophyta; Magnoliopsida; Zingiberales; Zingiberaceae. Gene Ontology annotation, molecular function: ATP binding. The coding region runs from base 217 to 1965 and encodes 582 amino acids. Gene Ontology annotation, biological process: DNA-templated transcription; regulation of DNA-templated transcription; developmental process. Gene Ontology annotation, cellular component: nucleus. The record is from RefSeq and is a predicted model, not a curated record. The transcript has 4 exons.
GUGACCACCACUCCGUCCCCUUAAAAGGAAAACCAGCCUGGUUUCUGAGCUCCAUCCCAAUCCAACAACUGCCCCCCCCUUCUCGCCGUGAGAAUGAAUGCUCCCCCUGCUGGUCUUGGCCCCACUCCCUCCUCCCUCCACCACCUCCCUCUCCCUUCCAUUCCAUGACCACCUCCCUUUUUCUGCAGUUGUUGCUACUUUGGUCACGCAUUGGACAUGGACCUUGGAGGUGUAGUGAGGAUGGCUGGGUUAGGAGGAGGAGGAGGAGGAGGAGUAGGUGCUUCCUCAGAGGGUGGCAGCCUUCUGUCUUGUCUCCUGACCAACUCCAGCACGGAAGCCUGCAAGCCGAAGGGGUUGCUUGGGCGUGAAGCCUUUCACAGGCUGGGGAGGGCUGCUGAGACUCCUCAUGAGCACUGUGAUUGGAGAGCCCUCAAGAUGGCCAGGACUGCGGCAACGGUGGCAGAACCCCAUUUUCUUCUCCCUGACGGGGGGCAAAUGCUCAGCUUCUCGUCGACUUCCAAGCAGGAUAGUUUUGUGCUCAAAUGCGAUGGGUCAAUGCCUUCUUACUACUCUACUCCAGCAACAUCUUCUCCAAAACCUUUCCUUUGGAACCCAGGUCCAUAUUCUGGGAGCCAUGACGUGAAUAUGAAUGGAGUUUUAGCAAGAGUAAGAAGGCCCUUCACUCCAUCUCAGUGGUUGGAGCUAGAACACCAGGUCUUGGUUUACAAAUACAUUGAUGCAAGAGUACCUAUACCACCAAGUCUACUCACCCCUAUCAGUAGAAGCCUCAGCUCCUCUGCAUUCCCUCACUUCUCACCUGGAUCUUUUGGUUCAAGUGCAUUUUGUUCCUUAACUUUUGCAGUGGGGUGGGGAUCAUUCUACUCCGGAUAUGCUGGAAAUGCUGAUCCAGAGCCUGGUAGAUGCCGGCGAACUGAUGGGAAAAAAUGGCGGUGCUCAAGGGAUGCAGUUGCCGACCAAAAGUACUGUGAACGUCAUAUGAACCGCGGCCGCCACCGUUCAAGAAAGCAUGUGGAAGGCCAAUCUGGCCAUGCCGCGGAAGCAAAGCCUGCUGUUACACCUUCACAGCUAGCUACAGCAGUCUCUGGUGGUGGUGGGUCGUCCAGGGUUGCACAAACACUGAGUAGAUUCACCAAGUCCACUGUUGGUGAAGCUUGCCCUGCACCAUUCAACAUGAUGUCGCUGAGCAAAGAAAAUGCAAUUGAGAAAGGACAAGAUCUUGUGAGUCUUUCUACUAAGCCAAAGUCAGUGACAUCAAUGGAUAUCACGGAACAACUCAAUGCAGAUUUUCAACCUGUUUCCACAUGUACUCGUUUCAAUUCAUGUAGUUCUUUCUCUGAUAACAACCUUUGCCCCACUUUGAAGCUUGAAGCCCUACAUCCCCAACCCUAUUCUCUUCACCACUUUAUUGAUGACUGGCCCAAAACCCAAUCUGAUCAAUCAACUGUUACAUGGCCUGAGAUCGAAGACUUGCAAUCUGAAAGAACUAAACUCUCCAUGUCAAUACCCAUGGCUUCCUCAAAAUUCUCAUCCUCUGCUUCACCGAACAACAAAAAUGUUACAUUCUCACCCCUUAAGCUGUCCCGGGAAUAUGAUCUUCCUCGUGAGGAUUCACAGAUGUCCAUGUUAACUGAAGUGAACCAAAGGAAAGCAAGUUGGAUACCAAUCCACUGGGAAGUCUCCAUGGGUGGACCACUGGGCGAGGCCCUUACAAACACCAACAGCAAGCUGAAGGAUCAAAGCAAGAAUUCAUCAUCAUCACUGAACCUCAUGAAUGAAGGCUGGGACUUGGGCACCCAGAUGGAUUCCUCUCCAUCGGGUGUUCUGCAAAGAACCUCAUUUGGCUCCCUUAGCAGCAGCACAGGGAGUAGCCCAAGGGCAGAGAACAAAAAGACUAACCGAAGCACCGGGAGUUUGUGUGAUGAAUUGUUGGCCCAUCCGUUGUAGGUCCUUCCGACCGUCACUUGACGGAUAAGAUCUCAAUCUGAGCUGCAAUUCUGAAAAAUGAGCAGUGGAGGUAGGAAAUUACAAGUGUAUGCAGUGUUUACUUAAAUGCACCAUGGAAGUUGACAAGCCUUGAAAAACUUGAUUUGGUUAUGUGGUACAAUUUAUGUUUCCUUUCCCUUUCUACUGUGAUCCUUGUCAGUGAAGAGUAUUUAGAUGGCUCCAAGAUUUGCAUUUUAUUAAACUGGAGCCGGGCUAAUUAGCUUGUAAUAUUGGUGGAUCUAUAAUUUGACAAGUAGUGCCGUGUGAAACUUAAACCUUUAUUCAAGGGAUUGCAGUAUUUGUAGUGUA